AUGGAGAACUCAACGAUGCGAAAUGGUGCCAGGAUUCUGCCUCCUGAAGCCAUUUCGAAACGGCAUAUUGGCCCUUAUGUAAUGAAGGAGACGUUAGGAGAAGGAUCGUUUGGAAAAGUGAAGCUUGCUACGCAUUAUAAGACGCAUCAAAAAGUGGCUUUAAAGUUUAUUUCUCGUCAGUUAUUGAAGAAAAGUGAUAUGUAUAUGCGUGUAGAACGUGAAAUAUCUUAUUUGAAGCUUCUUCGACAUCCUCAUAUCAUAAAGUUAUAUGAUGUUAUUACCACGCCCACAGAUAUAGUAAUGGUCAUUGAAUAUGCUGGAGGUGAAUUAUUUGAUUACAUUGUCGAAAAGAAAAGGAUGACAGAGGAUGAAGGCCGACGAUUUUUUCAACAGAUCAUAUGUGCUAUUGAAUAUUGCCAUCGACACAAAAUUGUUCAUCGGGAUUUAAAGCCUGAAAACUUGCUUUUGGAUGACAAAUUGAAUGUGAAAAUAGCUGAUUUUGGCUUAUCGAAUAUUAUGACUGAUGGAAACUUUUUGAAAACUUCCUGCGGGAGUCCCAAUUAUGCCGCACCCGAAGUAAUCAAUGGAAAACUCUACGCUGGCCCUGAAGUUGAUGUGUGGAGUUGCGGUAUUGUUUUGUAUGUCAUGCUCGUGGGUCGCCUUCCUUUUGAUGACGAGUUCAUUCCUAAUUUGUUCAAAAAAGUAAAUAAUUGUAUUUACGUGAUGCCAGACUUCUUGUCACCAGGCGCUCAAUCUCUUAUUCGACGAAUGAUCGUUGCAGAUCCCAUGCAGCGUAUUACCAUUCAAGAAAUUCGACAAGAUCCAUGGUUUAAUAUCAAUUUACCUGACUAUUUGCGUCCUAUGGAAGGUUUUCAGGAUUCUUAUGCUGAUCCUUCAAUUGUUAGUAAGCUGGGCGAUGCUAUGGGAUAUCCUGAAGAUUACAUCUAUGAAUCCCUACGUUCUGAGAGUAACAAUGAGCUGAAAGAGGCAUAUGAAUUAUUACACGAAAAUCAAAUUAUUCAAGAAAAAAGUCACUUUUCAAAAUCAAAGAAAGUGGAUUCUUUUCUUUCUGUUUCUCCACCUGCUUUUACCGAAUAUGCUGAUGAUUUGAAUAGUUCAAAAGAGCCAGAAUAUCUUGAUCCCAUGAUUGAAGGAUCCAGGUGGUCGCAAUCAGAGCCUCCUGCCCAUCAGGAACAGACUUUAGACAGCAACAUCCGUAUUCUUGUUCCAGGUGAAAAUAAACAGCUGGUAAUGAAAACUUUGUCCGAUGCCAAUAGUGAAGCUACUUUGUCACAAACAGGAAAGAAAAAGAGCAAAAGAAAUCGUUGGCAUUUUGGCGUCCGCUGCCGUGGAGAUGCUCCCGAGAUUUUGCUUGCUGUAUAUCGUGCUCUGCAACGUGCCGGUGCUCAAUUUACAGUCCCGGUACAGCACAAUGGUAAGUACAAAUCAGACAUGUAUACGAUCAAGAGUAUCUGGGAAAUUCCUCACUGCAGGAAAGAAGGAAGAAAAGUCUAUGCAUAUGUUGAGUUACAACUUUAUGAGGUAAUGCUAGAUUGUUAUAUGUUAGACGUUAAGUCAAAUGGAUAUAAAGAUUUUUCACGACCCGGCGAUCAUGGAGCAGCUGUUCCAGAUCACGAAAUAGAUGAUUUAAAAUCCUCGUUUCCCUUUUUGGAUUUAUGUGCUACCCUCGUUUGCAAAUUGUUUUCUGCUUAA
Schizosaccharomyces osmophilus is the source of this 1713-nucleotide messenger RNA. It is a transcript of the gene ssp2, whose product is annotated as serine/threonine protein kinase AMPK catalytic (alpha) subunit Ssp2. The transcript is spliced from 4 exons. The record is from RefSeq and is a predicted model, not a curated record. Gene Ontology annotation, cellular component: cytoplasm. Gene Ontology annotation, molecular function: protein serine/threonine kinase activity; ATP binding. Gene Ontology annotation, biological process: intracellular signal transduction; protein phosphorylation. Lineage: Eukaryota; Fungi; Ascomycota; Schizosaccharomycetes; Schizosaccharomycetales; Schizosaccharomycetaceae. Bases 1 to 1713 code for a protein of 570 amino acids.